AUGCUCAUGGAAAUCCCUUCAGUGACUGCACAAGAAGCGUGGUCGUGGGAACAGUACUUGACAGAACAGAAGGCAACAGCAGCACCUGUUGAACUGUUUUCCAAGGACCAAUCCUUUCCGGAGCAUGAAAAUGGUUUUCAGGUUGGAAUGAGAUUAGAAGGCAUUGACCCCCGACAUCCAUCUGUAUUCUGUGUGCUUUCUGUAGCUGAGGUGUGUGGUUACCGCCUCAGACUUCACUUUGAUGGUUAUUUAAGCUGCUAUGAUUUUUGGACCAAUGCUGGUUCCCCUGACAUUCAUCCGGUAGGGUGGUGUGAGAAGACCAAACACGAAUUGCACAUCCCUAAGGGUUAUAGAAAAGAUAAAUUUGUUUGGAUGGAUUACUUGAAGGCCUGCAAAUUGCAAAAUGCUCCCAAGAAAUUAUUCAGAAACAGAAGUUCUAAUGGGCCAAUGCCUAAAGAAUUUCAGGUUGGAAUGAAGCUGGAGGCCGUCGACAGGAAGAACCCUUCCUUGGUGUGUGUGGCAACCAUAGCCGAUAUUGUUGAAGAUCGCUUACUAGUGCAUUUUGACAAUUGGGAUGAUAGUUACGAUUACUGGUGUGAUGUAAAUAGCCCUUAUGUUCAGCCAGUCGGUUGGUGUCAGGAGAAUGGAAGAACUCUGAUAGCACCCCAAGGUUAUCCUGAUCCAGAAAAUUUUUCCUGGACAGAAUAUCUGGAAGCUACUCAAACUAAUGCCGUUCCUGCCAAAGUUUUUAAAAUGCGGACGCCCCAUGGUUUUCUGCCGAGCAUGAGACUUGAAGCGGUGGACAGACGGAACCCCAGGCUCAUUCGCGUGGCUACGGUCAUCGAUGUGGAUGACCAGAGGGUAAAGGUUCAUUUCGAUGGCUGGGACCACAAAUAUGACUACUGGAUGGAUGCAGACAGCCCUGACAUUCACCCAAUUGGAUGGUGUGAUAUAACAGGGCAUCCACUGGAAAUCCCAUAUCGAGCAAAUGAUGUGAAAAUCCUUCCAGGUCAAGCUGUUUGUCCUACUCCAGGGUGCCGAGGAAUAGGCCAUAUCCGUGGUCCACGGUAUUCAGGACAUCACAGUGCUUUUGGCUGCCCAUAUUCAGACAUGAACUUGAAAAAGGAGGCAACACUUCAUGAUCGUCUGAGAGAACAAACACAGGCAAAUUUGGAAUCCGACUCUUCGCAUUUGAAAUCGAAGAACCUCUGCAGUUUGAACUUCAACGGAAAACAUGAAAAGGUGAACAGUCAGCCUAGACUUGUACAGCAGGCAAAGUGUUUGAAAAUCAAAGGAAAAGAAGAUAUUGACUUGGAUAAUCUCUUCAGAGAAUAUUCUGCUGAGCAGACACAGCAGGCGCUGCACCAGUCCGUCUUCAUGUCCUCCGUGUCGGCCCACCCCUUCCGGGACCUUCCCCUCGGCAGGGAGCAGCACUGCAAGCUCCUUCCAGGUGUGGCCAACAUCCAGGCCAGCGAGGUGGCCCGAUGGACAGUGGAUGAGGUGGCUGAAUUUGUACAGUCUCUUCUGGGCUGUGAAGAGCAUGCCAAGUGCUUCAAGAAAGAGCAGAUUGAUGGCAAAGCCUUCCUGCUUCUGACUCAGACGGACAUCGUCAAGGUGAUGAAGAUCAAACUGGGUCCAGCACUGAAGAUCUAUAAUUCUAUCCUCAUGUUCAGGAAUUCCCGGGACCUCACUGAAGAAGAUUCUCUCUCAGGCCAAGAAGCCAGAGGAUAAACGCACCACCUGAACGGCCACGGCACCAGGACCUUGUUCUUUCAGCAAUAAAACUGGCCCACAUUAGUUUGAUUUGAAUGUCCCCAUGGUCAU
Messenger RNA from Neomonachus schauinslandi (Hawaiian monk seal), 1824 nucleotides. RefSeq names its product L3MBTL histone methyl-lysine binding protein 4 (gene L3MBTL4). Lineage: Eukaryota; Metazoa; Chordata; Mammalia; Carnivora; Phocidae. Gene Ontology annotation, cellular component: nucleus. Bases 1 to 1731 code for a protein of 576 amino acids. Gene Ontology annotation, biological process: regulation of DNA-templated transcription. Gene Ontology annotation, molecular function: zinc ion binding; protein binding. The record is from RefSeq and is a predicted model, not a curated record. The transcript is spliced from 16 exons.